Betta splendens (Siamese fighting fish) is the source of this 1077-nucleotide messenger RNA. RefSeq names its product catechol-O-methyltransferase b (gene comtb). Gene Ontology annotation, molecular function: catechol O-methyltransferase activity. The coding region runs from base 154 to 948 and encodes 264 amino acids. NCBI's taxonomy places the organism in Eukaryota, Metazoa, Chordata, Actinopteri, Anabantiformes, Osphronemidae. The transcript is spliced from 6 exons. Gene Ontology annotation, biological process: developmental process; dopamine metabolic process; catecholamine catabolic process. The record is from RefSeq and is a predicted model, not a curated record.
UUGCGUUCAGCAGAGCCCUGAGAGGGGGAUGGAAGGAGGAGGGGAGGAGUUAGUCUCCUGUAAACGCGGGCAUAUGUUCUCCAAACUCAACCAACCCUCCACUGGCUGCAGGAAGGGGUGAGAGGAGCACAGGGAGCGCUGCCUGCCCACGCGAUGUGGCUGACUCUUGUUUACGCUUGCACCGGUGGAGCAGCUCUCCUGUACGCCCUCUAUAGAUGGGUGAUCCCCGCUGCUGUGCAGUAUCAUGGAGGACUGGCGCUGGUUUGGCAUGAUGUUAUUGUGGAGCGGGUGAUGGACACACUGACCCAGUCGACUCGUCCGCAGCGGCUCCUGGGUGCAGUACAACAGAAUGCCACCAGAGGAGACCCUCGCAGCGUGGUGAAGACCAUCGACCAGUUCUGCAAACACAAGGAGUGGGCCAUGAAUGUUGGGGACGAGAAAGGCUGCAUCCUUGACUCUGUGGUGUCGGAGCUCAACCCAGCGACAGUGUUGGAACUGGGGACCUACUGUGGCUACUCCACAGUGCGCAUCGCCAGCCUGCUCCCCCCCCACGCCAGGCUUAUCACGCUGGAGUUCAACCCGCACUUCGCCGCGGUUGCUCGUCAGAUCAUUGCUUGGGCAGGACUGCAGGACAAAGUCCUGUUAGUGGAAGGCGCGUCUGGGGACUGGAUCCCCAAAAUGAAGGAGCAGUUUGGGGUCAAAACCUUUGACUUGGUUUUCUUGGAUCACUGGAAGGACCGCUACCUUCCUGACACAAAGCUAAUGGAGGAGUGUGGCCUCCUCAGGAAAGGCAGCGUCCUGCUGGCUGACAACGUCGUUUGCCCUGGAACCCCCGACUACCUGCAGUAUGUGCGCAACAGCCCGCGAUACAACAGCCAGUAUUUCAGAUCUCACCUGGAGUACACCAAAGCAGAGGACGGCCUGGAGAAAUCUGUCUUCUUAGGGUAGCUUCGUUUCAAACUAAAUGUGUGAAGUUUUGAUACUAAUCAACUGAAUCUGCUAAAAUUGGGCAUUAAAUUGUUUUUUCUAACGUGUAAUUAAAUGUAACUUGAAAUCCAAAUAAAAAAGGAAAAACGA